Molecule: messenger RNA, 3033 nt
Organism: Symbiodinium natans
Lineage: Eukaryota; Dinophyceae; Suessiales; Symbiodiniaceae
Source: the annotation of a GenBank genome assembly
AUGGACAUCAAGUUCGCAGACGUCCCGAACGGCCUUGCGGCCAUCAGCAAGGUGCCUGUGGCAGGCUGGGCGCAGAUUUUGGCCUACAUGUCCUUCUGCGAGAUCUCUCAGAAGCAGGACCCCGGUACCAAGCCUUACGACGGGGACUUCGGCUGGAAGGUGCUCACCUCCGACGAUCCGGAGAUCAAGAAGAAGAAGUUGAACUCCGAGCUUGCCAACGGCCGCCUGGCCAUGGUGGGCAUCAUUGGCCUCUUCUUCCAGGAUGGAAUCACUGGAUCCCCCUGGGGCUACUGGGCCGGCAACCCCAGCUCCUUCUGGAAGGCGUUCGAGAGCGAGCUCGGCGUGCAGGCGCCCGUGGGUUUCUGGGACCCCGCCGGCCUUAGUGCGGACGGCAGCGUGGAGAACUUCCAGCGCCGGCGUGCCACGGAGCUCAAACACGGACGCAUUGCGAUGUUGGCCACGAUGGGCUACAUUACCCCGGAGAUCACGGGCAAGUUCCCGGGCUACUUGAGCCCAUCUGCUGGACUGAAAUUCGCGGAUGUGCCUAAUGGCCUGGCAGCACUCUCCAAGGUUCCUCAGGCUGGUUGGGGCCAGAUCCUGCUGUACAUGGCCUAUUGCGAGGCCUCCCAGACGCAGGAGCCGGGCACCGCGGCCUACGCGGGAGACUUCGGCUUCAAGGUGCUCACUUCCAGCGACCCGGCCGAGAAGACCAAGAAGCUGAGCGCGGAGUUGGCUAACGGCCGACUGGCAAUGAUGGCCAUUAUCGGCAUGUUCUUCCAGGAUGGUUUGACUGGCAGCGCUUGGGGUGACUGGGCCAACUACACCGCCUCUCCGCUGCGCGCCUUCGAGAAUGAGCUCGGCGUCCAGGAUCCUGUCGGCUUUUGGGAUCCCGCCGGUUUCACGGCCGACGGAAGCGUGGAGGACUUCAAGCGUCGCCGCCAGACUGAGAUCAAGCACGGCCGCAUCGCGAUGCUCGCGGCAAUGGGAUACAUUACCCCUGAGAUCACGGGCAAGUUCCCUGGUUAUCUGUCCCCAUCAGCAGGCUUGAAAUUCGCCGAUGUCCCCAAUGGAUUGGCCGCAAUUUCCAAGGUUCCCGCCGCAGGCUGGGGACAGAUCUUGGCGUACAUGGCGUUCUGCGAGGUCUCCCAGGAUCAGUCCGCCGGAACUCCGGCCGCAGCCGGUGACUUCGGCUUCAAGGUCUUGACCUCCAGCGACCCUGCUGAGAAGACUAAGAAGUUGUCAGCAGAGUUGGCCAACGGAAGGCUUGCGAUGAUGGCCAUCAUUGGCAUGUUCUUCCAGGAUGGCUUGACUGGCAGCGCUUGGGGUGACUGGGCCAACUACACUGCCUCUCCGCUGCGUGCCUUCGAGAAUGAGCUCGGCGUCCAGGAUCCUGUCGGCUUUUGGGAUCCCGCCGGUUUUACGGCCGAUGGAAGCGUGGAGGACUUCAAGCGUCGCCGCCAGACUGAGAUCAAGCACGGCCGCAUCGCGAUGCUCGCGGCAAUGGGAUACAUUACCCCUGAGAUCACGGGCAAGUUCCCUGGUUAUCUGUCCCCAUCAGCAGGCUUGAAAUUCGCCGAUGUCCCCAAUGGAUUGGCCGCAAUUUCCAAGGUUCCCGCCGCAGGCUGGGGACAGAUCUUGGCGUACAUGGCUUUCUGCGAGGUCUCCCAGGAUCAGUCCGCCGGAACUCCGGCCGCAGCCGGUGACUUCGGCUUCAAGGUCUUGACCUCCAGCGACCCUGCUGAGAAGACUAAGAAGUUGUCAGCAGAGUUGGCCAACGGAAGGCUUGCGAUGAUGGCCAUCAUUGGCAUGUUCUUCCAGGAUGGCUUGACUGGCAGCGCUUGGGGUGACUGGGCCAACUACACCGCCUCUCCGCUGCGUGCCUUCGAGAAUGAGCUCGGCGUCCAGGAUCCUGUCGGCUUUUGGGAUCCCGCCGGUUUUACGGCCGAUGGAAGCGUGGAGGACUUCAAGCGUCGCCGCCAGACUGAGAUCAAGCACGGCCGCAUCGCGAUGCUCGCGGCAAUGGGAUACAUUACCCCUGAGAUCACGGGCAAGUUCCCUGGUUAUCUGUCCCCAUCAGCAGGCUUGAAAUUCGCCGAUGUCCCCAAUGGAUUGGCCGCAAUUUCCAAGGUUCCCGCCGCAGGCUGGGGACAGAUCUUGGCGUACAUGGCGUUCUGCGAGGUCUCCCAGGAUCAGUCCGCCGGAACUCCGGCCGCAGCCGGUGACUUCGGCUUCAAGGUCUUGACCUCCAGCGACCCUGCUGAGAAGACUAAGAAGUUGUCAGCAGAGUUGGCCAACGGAAGGCUUGCGAUGAUGGCCAUCAUUGGCAUGUUCUUCCAGGACGGUUUGACCGGCAGCGCCUGGGGUGACUGGGCCAACUACACGGCGUCGCCGCUCCGAGCCGAGCCCGUGUCCGCGGCCGCGGCUGCGGCCGCAGCCAAGGCCGCAGCAGCCAAGGCCGGCGCGAGCGCGGGAGCGAAGACCGCCGCGGCCACCACGGGCAUCGGCGCCGGCACCGGCAAGUCCCUGAGCGGUGAGGGCGAGGAGGUCCCCCCCGAGCCCACUUUCGACCCGGCCACCGAGGUGGGCGUGACCGAGCCCUUCGGAUACUUCGACCCGGCUGGCUUCUGCAAGAAGGGCGACAAGGCCGGCUUCCGCAACUUGCGAGCGGCCGAGAUUAAGCAUGGCAGGGUUGCGAUGAUGGCCGCGGUGGGUGCCGUCGUUCAGCACUACGUGAAGUUCCCGGGCUUCGACAGCGUGCCUGCCGGACUCGGCGCCGUGGAGGUCCCGCCGGGCACCUAUGGCUUCGCGGCGCUCUUCGCGGUCUCGGGCUUGCUGGAGCUGGGCGCCUGGACUGAGGACCCCUCCAAGGAGCCGGGCAACUUCGGCGACCCCGCGGGCCUGGGCCAGUACACGCUGGAGAUGCGCAACCGCGAGAUCAACAACGGCCGCAUGGCCAUGUUCGCAGCCAUCGGCAUCAUCGCCGCCAACGUCUACACGGGCAAGGACGCCAUCGAGCAGUUCGGCCUUGCGUGA